AGAAGGACCGAGAUUAUGCAAUAUUAUGCACACUGAAAUAUUUCAAUGCAUCAAAAUUCAUAUAAAACUGAGACCACCCAUUGGCGAUGUCAAGAGUGAGGAUAUCCCACACUGGCCAUUGAAAAUUUAGCCGGACAAAACUGGCCAAGUUUCAAGUGCUGAUGAGAAACAUACGGCGGGUAACAAUGAGUGUUCAGUGCUAGUUAAGCAUCCAGCAGAGCUGCGUAGCGUUCCUACCCCUUAUUCCCAGUCUGCUCCUUGAACCAACAGCAUCUUUUCCAUCCUCAUUCAUUCAAGGAUCUGCUUUGACGAGUGUUAUCUCCACCUUUCGGCUUUUGUGCAUGCUGCAUUUAAGGACCAAAUCUUCCUUGAAGAAGGAUUACACAGAUUCAACAGGGCUAAACCAUUUAUGACUGAAGCUGCACAAUGAAGGUGCUUUUACUGCUCUCUCUGCUGACGUUAUGUUACACGAAACCAUACACGCCUAUCAAUGUCCUGGAUUUCAUCAAGCAUCAUGACAUCAUGCAACAAGAUGCGGGUGACUAUGAUGAUGACGACGAUGAUGAUGAUGACGACGAUGACCAUUACGACAAUUACGAUGAUAACAUUGUUUCGGACUGUCCUGAAGGGUGUCGGUGCUCAAAGAAAGUUCUGCAGUGUUCAGAUCAGGGUCUGACCAAGGUGCCAAAGGACAUUCCUGCAAACACAUUGCUGCUCGAUCUCCAAAACAAUGACAUCACAGAAAUCAAGGAGGACGAUUUCAAAGGCUUGGAUAAUCUCUAUGCCCUGUUUCUGCUCAAUAACCAGAUAUCAAAAAUUCACCCAAAGGCCUUUCGCAACACGAACAAACUCAAGAUUCUCCACCUGUCGUACAACCUGCUGACACAAACGCCCGAGAACCUUCCGACCGGCAUUCAAUCACUGCGUCUGCACGACAACAAGAUCAGCAGACUCCCAAAAGGAGCAUUUAGAGGAAUGCAAGACCUAAAUGUUUUAGAACUGAGUGCAAAUCCAAUUGCAAACAGCGGGAUUGAACCAGGGGCUUUUGACAACAUGGCGACUCUCUACUUGAGAAUAGCUGAAGCAAGGCUUACAGCUAUCCCUAAAGAUCUGCCAUCUUCCCUCACUGAACUUCACUUGGACUAUAACAAGAUUGCCAAAGUGGAGUCGGAGGAUUUUUUGAGAUUAAAAAGUCUCCAAAGGUUGUGGCUUGACUUCAAUCAAAUCAAGUACGUGGAGAACGGAAGUUUCGCAGCCAAUACCAAAGUCAGAGAAAUCCAUCUGGAUAACAAUAAACUGAAGAAGGUUCCUCCAGGCUUGAACAACCUGAAAUAUCUGCAGGUGGUGUACUUACAUGCCAACAGCAUCACUUCGGUUGGAGUAAAUGACUUUUGCCCUACGAGAACCCGGGCUAAGAAAGCCCUUUACACUAGGAUCAGUUUAUAUGCAAAUCCAGUGAAAUACUGGGAGAUUCAGCCACCCAGUUUUCGGUGCGUUUCCAGCCACAAUUCUGUGCAACUGGGUAACCACAGAAAGUGAGAGAAAGCAUCAACAUCUUGCCACUGGAGGGCAGCA
This is a messenger RNA of Carassius carassius (crucian carp), 1575 nucleotides long. Its product is annotated as asporin-like. Lineage: Eukaryota; Metazoa; Chordata; Actinopteri; Cypriniformes; Cyprinidae. Gene Ontology annotation, molecular function: protein binding. The record is from RefSeq and is a predicted model, not a curated record. The transcript is spliced from 8 exons. The coding region runs from base 427 to 1539 and encodes 370 amino acids.